Molecule: messenger RNA, 414 nt
Organism: Neopelma chrysocephalum (saffron-crested tyrant-manakin)
Lineage: Eukaryota; Metazoa; Chordata; Aves; Passeriformes; Pipridae
Gene: SH3BP5L
Product: SH3 binding domain protein 5 like
Exons: 1
Biological process (GO): intracellular signal transduction; negative regulation of protein tyrosine kinase activity
Cellular component (GO): cytoplasm
Molecular function (GO): protein kinase inhibitor activity
Source: RefSeq, a predicted model, not a curated record
UUUUCCCAGGAGCACAAAUCCAAGGUGACGGCCCUGGAGAGCCGCGUGUCCCGGGCCAAGACCCGCUAUUCCGUGGCCCUGCGGAACCUGGAGCAGAUCAGCGAGCAGAUCCACGCCCGGAGGCUCCAGAGGCUCCUCCAGCGCCGGGAAUCCCCGCUGGGAGCCGAGAGCAGCCCCCGGGAGCGGAACCCCGGCCCCGAAUCCCGGGAUUUGGGGGCGGAAUGCCCGGCCCCGGACUCCCUGUCCGUGCUCAGCCUCCGCAGCGUCGCCUCCGACCUGCAGAAGUUCGACUCCGUGGAACACCUGGCGGGAAUCUCGGAUGCCGCUUCCCUGGGGAGCGACGAGCCCGGGGAGAGGGAGCGGCGACGGAGCCUCCGGCACCACCGGAGCGUCAGCCUCUGAUCCCGGAAUUCC